AUGUCUGGCCGUGGUAAAGGAGCAAAAUCUCGAGCAAAGCCGAAAUCCCGAUCUGCAAAAGCAGGUUUGCAGUUUCCAGUAAGUCGUGUUCAUCGUUUCCUGCGCAAAGGAAACUACUCCAAGAGAAUCGGUAGCGGAGCUGCUGUUUAUUUGGCCGCUGUUCUGGAAUACCUUGCUGCAGAAGUUCUAGAAUUAUCUGGAAAUGCCGCCCGAGAUAACAAAAGGCGCAGAAUAAUUCCUCGUCACAUUCUGUUAGCUGUCAGGAAUGACGAAGAGCUGAACAAAUUACUCAGCAGUGUCACUAUUUCUCAAGGUGGUGUUAUUCCUAACAUUCAAGCGGUGCUUUUGCCCAAGAAGAAAGAAUAA
Molecule: messenger RNA, 366 nt
Organism: Actinia tenebrosa (Australian red waratah sea anemone)
Lineage: Eukaryota; Metazoa; Cnidaria; Anthozoa; Actiniaria; Actiniidae
Product: histone H2A-like
Cellular component (GO): nucleosome
Molecular function (GO): DNA binding; structural constituent of chromatin; protein heterodimerization activity
Source: RefSeq, a predicted model, not a curated record